AUGCCUGAGAGUCCCUCUAUUGAUGCGUCGGUCGUAACAAAGACUGGAUAUUUGUCGUCUUCAAAGUUUGCUAAAACUGGCGCAGUAAAUAUCGCGUUUUUUUUUAAAAAAAAUGAAAGCGUUAUAUAAAUUCACACCUAAUCUAAACUUAUUUUUUUUCUUUGUUAAUUAAUGAACGAUUUUCGUGAAAUUUACUAUUUUCCGUAGUAGCUUGUUAGUCCAACGAAUGAUUUUACGCCGUUUAUCUUUUCGGGCAUUGGACAUUUUUAUAUUGCUUCUAUAUUUUUCUUUAAUUGGGCUAUCCCACUGUUGGAAACUUCAUGUUCUAAGUUUUUUUUUUAGAACUAUAAAAAUACGCGUUUAUGUGUCUUCAAUUUUAGUCUGCUUUAGUCUAACUGUAGUCUAACUGAUUAUAAAUAUAAUGCUCAAAAAUAGUUAAAAUGUUUGAAAAUUUUACCAUGUUUAAAAAAGGCAAAUAUAAAUUUUCUAUCAAAAUUUUAAAUUUCUAUGAAUAUUAAAACACAAUAUUAAAUAUUAAUAAAUACGAACAUAUUUCGCUUGUGGGCGCAGCCACUGUUGUAGGUGGGAAAUUGGAAAGGUAGGAUACAGGCGGGAAUUUGAUGCACAUCUAUAAGUGACAAUAAACCAUUGCAAAUGAAAAAUCGAUUCUGAGCAGAGUUCAGUUGACAGUGUUGCUUUGUCAACAGUAUAUAUAUUAUGUCAUAUUGUGGUAAAAUGAUAACAACAAUGUGCGUUUCCUUGACGCAGUAAGAAAAAAUUCCAGUAUAUUAAUAUAUUAUUACCUAGGGAAACAAAUAAUAAUUUAUUACUAUUUCAUUAUUUCAAUCAUUUCAUAAUGAACAUUGUUAUAUACAGUUUAUAAUACUCCGUGAGAACGAACCUAAAAAAAAUGAAUCGAUGUAAUGACGGUUUACCUUUUCUACCGGGAUACCGUUUUAACACCAUAGUAAGUUUACACAAAUACAAUACUAUUGCGGGCGUCCGUUCGCGCUGAGUUCUAAGUAACUUCAAACCGAAUUUAAAAAUAAAUGGACGCAAUUUAUUUAAAUAUGUAGUAAAAAUUAUUUAAAAACUUUGUUAGUUGGGCGAAAUAGUCUGGCUUGAAGGCGCUCAUGAAAGAUAGUUCCAAACUCGUCUGAAAAGGCGUUUUCAGCGGCUCAUUUAUAUCCUGGACCCCCGACUAGAUUUGCUUACCAUGCGCUUUUUUGAUAAAAACACGUUGUUUCGUAGCUGGGCGAUUACCUUUCUACGAUAGGACUCGCGCAUUUAGAUCCUUGAACUCUUAUGAUCGAUUUUAGAAUGUGCGCAUAGGUCUUACAAUUAAAAAAAAAAAACCAUUUUGUUAUGUUUUCCUCUCGGAUAUCCAUUUUUACUUAACAUAUGGAGUCUUACUUUUUCGUUAAGCGAAAGGCGUGUAUAGUGCAUUUAUGUUUUUCUGGUUUUAGUUUAUACGAGUAAAAACUAAAUAAUAAAAUUAUUUUGUUCACGUUUAUAUUUAUAUAGAAAAAUGAUUAUCGGAAGAGUUCAAUUUUUGGAUACAAAAACGGAUAUGCCCUAAACGCGGAUAAAUCUACGGGCAUCGGCAAUAGCCCUCUAGAAGUAGACUCUAUUUUGAACGCCAAAGUACUAAAAGACAAUAGGUCAGUGAAAUGGCUAGUGUCGUUAAAUUGAAAAUAAAUAAAUAAUAAACAUGCAAUUUAUUCAAACAUAAGAUAUAUCGUAUUCUGUUUUAUAAAUUUUUUUAUUUAAUUAUAUUGUAGUAGAGGUACUUAUAACUAACCCCCCGCUAAUGUGUAUUAUAAUAAAUUAUAGUUACGAUCUUGCUAAGUUGACUUACGGUGUUCCCAAAGAGCCACCUAAACCACUUUUUAAACCGCAGUUCGUAUUAUUGGAUGGGUUAGUUUUGUCUUUCAAAGGAUAUAACGUACAGAAUAUAGAGCCACCCUCGGUAUUCACGCACAGAGUACGUCAUGUUAAUAUCAACUACUACGUGGUCGACGAUACUAUUUCAAUAUCGGAACCUACUAUAAAGGUAAGACUUCUUAAAUUAUUAUUAAGUACCAUGGAUGAAUAAUAUUUUCUUAUAUACUUACACACAUAUUUGUUAAUUUAUUCUAUUUAGGCGAGCUUGAAAAACAAAAAAAUUAAGAAACACAGUUAGUAAAUUUACACGAAAGAAGGGUCCGCGUUGGCGGCGUGCACGGUACGGAAAUUGGAGAGUUGAAAGAGUAAUUAAUAGACGAUAGGGGGCUGAAAAAAGGUUUUGAAUAAUAGGUAUAAUGGAGGGGAAUCUUAAAAGAAAACUGUGGUAAUAAAGAAGGUGAAUCAAUUUUAAAGGAAAUGAGAUUAGAGAGGAAAAAAAGGUUAAAAAAGUGUCUACGGUCAGAUAGGUUUGACAGGCGUAAUUUCAAGAAGAUGGGAUUUAUAAGCAAAUAUGUUUAAAAACAGUUUGAACAAUUAACAUACAAAUAGGAAAAACAAUGUAUACAUCCACCAGUCACAACAUUACCUAAUUUACGUUUUCUUACCCAUCAUGACAAAAUAGAUUAUGGGAAGGCAAUCGUGAAGCUGGUGGGAAAUAUUUAAAUGGGAGGUGACUAAAGCGAGAAACUUGCGUUGGACACGUUCAACCAUCAUGCUGUCGUAAGAAGUGAAAGGGUCCCAAAGUACGGAUCCUUGUUCCAGGAUAAGACAUGCAAGGGAGAAAAAUAGAGAUUCUAAAGGAGAAGGGGAUGGCAUUGUUAAAAGGAACGGCUGAUAAACCCCCGGAGCUUGAAGGCUAAUAUUAUAUACUCAUCCAAUCAUAAAAGGUUUUUUUUUUUAAAUAUGAUAUCGUGGAGAAGGUUUUAAGCAAUUGAAAUCCUCGAUCUGACCAUUUGAAGUAAAAGACUUAAUCUGCAGUAGUAUGGGCUGGAUAAAAAAUAAUAAUUUUGAGGAUAUUUUCAUUACUUAAUAAACAUUUAACUAAUUUAUAAAGUUUGAAAAGAAAAUUGAAUGAAAUACAUUUGUUUUUAAAUUAAAAGGCAGCGACGGGUUAUUGGAGUGAUAGUGCCGGAAAUUUAAACAAGAAAUCCCCGAAAAAAUUGUUUUUAUUACACAUUUGUUUGACACGGACCAAAUACGGUACCUAGCAUAGAUGAAGAAUGGGCGAGUGAGUAGAUGCAGCGUCGUCAUCUGGCUGAUAAUUUAAUGAAAAAUUCGGUAUUAAGAAUGUUCAUAUCGCAGCAUUAUCACUCAUUUUAGUAUAUUCGUAGCUUAACGGACCUUUAAGGUCAAACAAGAUUUCCAUCACCAACAUUUUCUAUUCUCUUCUGUCAUUUGCCAUAAAUAUUUGAACUUGCAGUUUUUCAUGACGGAGACCUUCAAACUUUUGGGGUUCUUUUGCCUCUCAUUUCUGAUAUCAAUUUACCUACCUGCAUAAUGGUUUAUCGAUCCGCACUGUAUACAUGUCCCAGCCAUUCGGGUUUUCUACUUCUCGUAGUUCGUUUGAAAAUUACUGAACAUUAUUAUCAUUACUAUACAUAUAGAUGGUAAUAUUUUUAAAUGCGUUAUUAUUGCGUUUGUAGCCCUAUACUGAGAGUGCGCCCCUUCACUAAUAAACAGACCAGACUGCACCGCUUCACUAUUCGAUGUGAAUGUCCCCCAUCAGUUUUGUAACUACACAUAUGGUAUCCAACCUUCAACGGUUAAAGAUCAAAUAAUUGUUAAUGUUACCUGCAGUGGUCUAUAAAGAACUAGACGAAUCAUUAAAGAAACAGAUUGCCUCAAAAGAGUUUAUUUGCAAAAUAAACAGCAGACAUAAAAAAAAAAAAAAAACACUAAUAAUAAUAGUAAUAAUACGUACGUGUACACACUCUCGUUGAGCGAGCGACGGCACUAGAACAACUAAAAUAAUUUAGUGGAAAAUAAAUCGCGAAACGUUAAUCAAUGCGCGAUUUCGAUUUAUUAAUAAAGAAAGUGCCAAUUGCAUAAUUAUGGCAUUUAUAAGAAAAUAUGUUUAAAAACAGUUUGAAUAAUUAACAUACAAACAGGAAAAACAAUGUAUACAUCCACCAGUCACAACAUUGACUAAUUUACGUUUUCUUACCUAUCAUGACAAAAUAGACAGGUAUGAUUAUAGCUAUACCUAGGCAUUACAUUUAGUUGGGCUAAAAAUAUUCAACGUUUACAACAUUAGCUGUUAACAUUUUUCGUUUCAGUGCCCUUGAUGCCAAUUAAAAAUUUGUCAUUUUUUUUUUUUUGCACAUUGGUCUUGGUACUUAGUGUUAUAGGAAUAUCUAGGAAUAUUUCGCUCAUCAUCUAUCAUCAUCCCCCCCCUAUUACCUCCCCCUUAAAACUUAUCACACCUAGAGAGACUGUUGUCAGUAGCAAAUAAUAUUAUUUGAUUCGUUAAAUCCUUUUCAAUGUUUAACAACGAAAAAACUAAUACAAUAAUAAUAUAACUGUACAAGGAUACAAUUAAUAAAGUCAUUUGACGGAAGGGGGUAACAAAUAUUCGAGGAUUCAAAAUACUCCCUAACCUCUAUCUAACUACGUCUAAGUGUAUGCUCACGUGUUUUUUUUUAAAUACAUACCCCGCUCAAAUAUUUCUUCACUUUUUUAUUAGCUAGGUGACCAGAACUAUCAUGUUCAUGAUAUCAAAAUUAUUACGAUUUUGUGUUUUUUUUAUUUUCCUAAUCAACGUCACAGGAUGCAGGUUACGUGCAGGGUGUGAUAUUAAAACGGAGUCUGGUACCGAACCCGAAACGCCCGGGCAAAAUGUAUCACUUUUCCGACCUGAAUAUCGGUAUAGAACUGACGAUGAAUUUCAUGACGUACAGAUUCUGUAGCUGCAACUCUUUUACAAGAACUUUCAUGACGAAAGAAGGUAUUGUGUUACCCCCCAACGAAACUAUGCCUGACGACCCUUACAUGGCCGCCAGACUGCACCAAUUGACACUCACCUCUAUUGGGAUGAAAAAUUCGGACGAUUGCGACGACGUCGAACACCAUAAACUAAAACGGUUCAUCAAGUACGACGGGAAAGUACUGAGGUAAAAAUAUUAUAGACCCAUUUAUACCGGUCGCGAAUGAUAAAAAAAAGAAUUAAUUUUUUUAAACAAAUAGUAAUAUUAAUAAUAAACCUAACUUUACAAAAUUAAGUAUAUCGCGAUACUGCAGUUAGUGUAUGCACAUUUUCCAUCAUUGAAAAAAGGCCCAAGCAUUUGUAAAAUUUUAAAAUUUAGACGAGUACCCUUUCUGUAUUUAGCGAUAAUUUUUUGUAUCAAUAAGAGACGUGUACGGUUAAAUGAGUGGGAAGGUGAUUGUCGAAAAACUGCCAAUCAUAAUAUCUCCUUAUUAUCCAUAACCAACAUAUUUACAUUUUUCGUUUUUUUUUUUUUUUAAUUGACAUAACUUACCAAACAAAACUAAUAUUUUACUGUAUUCAAAAGAUUCUACGCAGCGUGGCACGUCAACGAAUCCGAAUCCGAAUACGAACCCCCAAAUUGGAGGAAUUUUCUAAUCGCUUAUUACUUAAAGGACGACGAGGUGGAAAUAAAUGAAUUGAAAUACGGGAAGAACGAGGUUCCAAGUCCAUCGUUUUUAAAGAAAAUGAAAUUACCGAUGAAUUUGAAAAAUAUACCAUGUGAGUAAAAGUAACUCAUCACUAUUACCGUCAUAUUUUAGGAUUUACAUAUGUAAUAAGGGCCUCGACAUUUGAGAAACAAUUUUUCGUCAUUACCAAUGUAUUGAAUUGGACAAUUUUUUUUAAAAAAAAAAAAAAAAAAUUAACAAACCCUUUUAAUGCGUAUACCAUCACGGUUGGUAUUUAAAGAUUUUUAUUUUCCAAAAAAGUAUCGUCCAAAAGUUAAAAUAUGGGUAAUUUAAAAAUUAAUAUUCAUUUUAUAUUUUUUCGAAAUCAAAAAAAAAAUUGUAUUUAGUCGUAUAGAGUUGAAUAUAAAAUCUGUUACGUGUUUGUCUUUAAUAAUAAAUUAAUUGUCCCGUCCGUUCUUGUUCGAGCAAAUUUUUUUACCAACAUUACUUUUUGGUUUUGAUCGUGUAUAAAAGUAUUCUGUUAUGACAUAUAUUUUUAAAUUAUAAAUUACUAUUUGCCUUAAGCAUUAAAUAUUUCUGGAUACACCACGUUAAGCGCCUCACUAACAAAAUUAUAGGUAAAAACGGCUAACAGUUUGGGCGAACAGCGGCGUUACCGAUUUCAUUGUUUUAAAUAAUUUGUAUACACGACGUUUUCUACCAGAAAUAUUACUACAAUCAAAAAGGUACAAGUUAUUGAUUUUAUUCCUUGCAAUAUAAAACCACUGAAAAGGAAAAUCGUUUUUUGAUAUUUAAAGAAUUUUUCACAAUAAUUGGGAAAAACCAAAAAAAUACGACUCUUUACAAAUUACGGCGCAACGAUUUUAUUACUUUAAAUUUGUAAGCUUUCCGUUUUCUACCAAAAAUAUUGCUCUAAUAGAAAAACAAUUAUUCAUUUAUUUUUGAAUUUUCAAUCUAGUUGGUCGAGAAAGACUUUUUUGACUUUUUUGUAGUUUUUUUUUUAAUAAUUGAGCAAAACUAAAAAAUAAGUAAAAACAACGGGAAAAUUUAAGAGAAUAAUAUUUUAAAUUUUUGUUUUUUAAUGUAAUUCAGUUAAAAAUAUUUGUAGACUCGAAAUUUUGACAGAAAACUUGUAUUUACUCUUUCUAGACUAAGCUAUUUAUAUACCUUUUAAUUUUUCGAAUAUUUUACGCUAUUUUUAUUUGGUAGAUUAAAAUUAUUAGAUUGUUAAACAGGGAUGCUCUAGAAUUUGACAGGAGGUCCAUUAUAUAUUCGUACUUAAUGGUCAAAAAAAAAAUUGAGUUUAAUGUAGUACCUGUUUUUUUUUUUUUUAUUAUUAUUUAUAGGAGAUUAAAAAUCAAAUUUUGACGAAAACCGUAAACAUUAUUGCCUUUCAAAAUAUAUAUAAUCGAACUGCGUUCCGAAUCGUUUUUCGUUAGCAAUGGUUUAUCGUUUGUUACAGGUAUAAAUUCAAUAACUUUAUGUAUCCUACCUUCCUAACCAUCCCCAGUAUCAAAUAUUUUUUUUUAAUAACUAAUAUUUUUAUUAUGAACUUUAAUACUCGAUAAUAUUAAUUAUUUGUAGCAAUCCUAUCAUACGUAACCUUAAAUGAUAAUGUAAAAAAUGAAUGUCGAAGAUUUUACAAACCAACGGAUUUUAUAAUAGGAAAUACCAUUUGUGUAAUGGGUCGUAGGUAAGUGCACAAAAAACAGUGGUUCAAAUUUGUUAAUAUUUUUUUUCUUGAAUUUCAUUAUACAUUUCUUCUUUUCAGAUUUAUACUGUAUGACUGCGAUCAGUUUACACGAGAUUAUUUCAAAACAUCUUUAAAAAUAGUUCAACCUGAUCCAAUAAACGUUAUGGGUUCUAUAAAGAACGAAAACAAAAAAAAGGUAACUAUACUUAAAUUAAUAGUAAACAUUUUGAUAAAAUAUAUUUACAUGUCAUGCUAUCUUUGUAUCCCCGGGUAAUCUUUAUUUAUUAAUAGUUGAUCAAAAAUAGCUCUAGUCUAAAAAACAAUCUUGCAAUCUUUUGAAUGUUCGACAUAGUUUAUAUAGAUUUUAAUAAAGCAUUCGAAUAACUCAAUCAUGGAAUCCUAUAAAACUAUAAUGUGCUUUUCCCAUUACUCACUUCUUAUUAUAUAAUUUCAACAUUUUUAAAAUGCCAAAUUAACUUUUCCUUUCAGUGUUCCUCAGAGCAAUCAUCCGUCGUCUCUCUUUUUUAAUAUUUGUAUAAAUGAUCUCCCCAACAUCAUUCAGCACUCUCAAUAUUGUCUUUGUUCACCAACGAUGUAAUAAUGCUUCCGAGUCAUAAGCGGAACAAAUUAAGACGCAGUUAGCUUUCAAUUUUUAAGAAAUAGUCCGCUUAUAACUCAUAUUUAAAGCUUAAUACGGUAGAUUAAUCGGUGGUUACUACUGAUUAAUCUAAAGUAUUGCAUUUUAAUAAAUAAUGCGAUAAAUCGUAAUUAUAGUUACUCUAUUUUUGGAUCUAACCCCGAACAAAAAUCUCAAAAUUUCAAAGAUCUUGGUGUAGCGUUCAAAUCGAAAUGUUCUCUCAUUUGAUCCAAUUUUCGGUAUUGCUCUUCAAUUGUUAUUAAUAAUCUAUAAAUAUAAUACACAAGUAGGACGAUGCAAUAGAGCCAAUUCAAAACAAUUGUUUACAUUACGUCUCAUUUGAAUUCAAUGGUCCCAGACCUACCCACGAGUCUUACGAAAAUGAUCUCAGAUGCAUGAUGCAUAGCUCUUACCGAAUUUGUAAUUGGACUGUGGCCCGUUUAAAUAAAUAAAUAAAUAGUUGUUGAUAAUCGUUAUUUAUGUUUAGAUAUAUCCACCUCAUAAUGGGUUCGGUGACCCGGACGAUUCGCUGAGAAAUUGCAUAUCGUUUAGACUUCAACCACCGAAAUCGAAUUUCUUGAACUUUAUGAAAAAUUACAACAAUAUACUCAGAUAUAAAAUGAAAAUGGUACCCCGGGCAGAAGAAGACGAAGACCGUCCUUUCUGUAUGGAAUAUAACCUAGCCAAUAAUUUAAUGAAAAUAAAUGAAGGACCCUCUCGUGGAUUUAUAAAGAAAAAAUUCAUGUCGGCAUUUCGACUGCGAAAACCCGGAUUUCCGAUCGAAGACAAUGUUUUUUACGGGCCAAAAGAUUUCGCAAUCGGUAAAUAAUACAUUUUAUAGCUCAUUGUUUUUAAACCUUUGUGUGCUGGUGUCCCAAGAUUUUUCCUAAAUUUUUCAUACGAGCUUUUUGAGAAUAAUUUUCAAUGACCGGGGCUACCCGGCCCACAUAAUUUUUCAAUUAAUAUAACCAAAAGAAACUAUCGCCUUUCAUUCUUGUUAAAUAAAACAACUAGACAGUCGACUGCUGUAGUCUAUGCGUAAAAAAUAAUGUCGCCAAUAAAAUGGCCACCGAUUGUUAUCUUAGAGGUGAAUGUUUACAAGAUAAACUGACAUGAUAAGUGAUAAAAUACUAUUUUGAAACUUUGCUCUAAAAUGAACAAUAUAUAUAUAUAUAAUAUUUAACCCUUUAUAUGGGCAUGGGAUACUAUAACAUGGCAUGUUAUGACAUCGUUCCUUAUCAAUGCUAUAAAACAUAAACAUUCGCCUCUUUGAUAGGGACGGUGGCCAUUUUGCUGGCCAUCAUAAUAACACCAGAGUCGGCUAUAUAAUUGUUUUAUAUAUCUGUUUAUAUCUGUUUUAUAUGUGGUUUUAAAUAAUAAACACAGCUAAAUGAGUAAUAGGUACAUUGAAAAGUUCAUAAUGUUGAUCAAAACCAAUUCGGGUCGGCAACUUAUCAAAUAUUUUAAUUAUUUCCGCGAAGGUCAACCGACAAAUCACAUUUAUAGAAUUGAAAAAUUAAAGUCCAAAAGUAUUCUAUUGCUAUUGUCAUGUGCAUAUACUUGCAUUACAUCCGCCAACGUCUAUUGAUUUUUUUUGUGUUUACCGAAUCCUACUAUAUUUCACUGUAGUUUCACAUAGUAUAUAUGUAAUACAAUAUAUUGUAUCUCCGGCUCUCGUAAAAUAUUUAAAAAAACGAAAGUUUAAACCAUGAAAUUUGUGUACAAAAUUCAUCAAAAUGGUGGAUUUUCGGUUAUACUUAUUUGUUCGCUCGUUUUUGCUCUUUGUUUUUGCACAUUCGUGUUCACUUUUUUGCUUUCACUCUAUUGUUGGGACACCAUUCAUUAAUCAGGAUACACCUGAAUAAUUGUAUUUUAUACAAGAUGAUUAUCUUGGAAACUAGAUAACCAAUGAUAUAUUAUAGUAGUUAUUACAAACGAUGAUAAUAUUAUUCGUGGUUUCAGGAGCUGAAAUAUACGUCAGAGGAUCGGUGUUCAAUAUCGUCGAUCUCGACGAAUGGACAUACGACUUUAUGAUGAAAAAUGAAGACAUUUUCACGCAAGAUGCUAUUGACGGAGCUAAAAAUCAUUUUAUAAGUAAAGGCUUACUAGUAGAUGCGCAAGAAAAUCGUAAUAAAGAUCUCAAAACUAUGCCGUCCUCAUUUAGUAACGGGAGAACGAUAUAA
Cinara cedri is the source of this 10069-nucleotide messenger RNA. The record is from the annotation of a GenBank genome assembly. NCBI's taxonomy places the organism in Eukaryota, Metazoa, Arthropoda, Insecta, Hemiptera, Aphididae.